Molecule: messenger RNA, 3527 nt
Organism: Neolamprologus brichardi
Lineage: Eukaryota; Metazoa; Chordata; Actinopteri; Cichliformes; Cichlidae
Gene: rapgef3
Product: Rap guanine nucleotide exchange factor (GEF) 3
Biological process (GO): Ras protein signal transduction
Cellular component (GO): plasma membrane
Molecular function (GO): guanyl-nucleotide exchange factor activity
Source: RefSeq, a predicted model, not a curated record
AAAAGCCAAAGUGCGCACACACGCAACGCAGCAACAGUGCGCCUGUGCCGCGAGGGAUGGCUGAACAGUACACGACUCGACCUCAAUGAGGCAGCAAGAUCUGAGUUUGAUGCAGGACCUGCCUGGAAUUACUAGGAGGACAAAAUGCGGAGUUAUGAGUUCACAUUGUCGCCGUGUUGAGUCGCCGCUGUGCAGUAAUGAGUGUGAGACGGGGCUAUCCAGAUUACUGUGCCGUGAAUAAUGUGUAGAGCUGCCGAGCUGCAGAUCUUCUGACUGGGAAACUUGUUUGUCGGUUGUUUUGAUCCGAAACAAGAUGCAUCUCUUUCGGACUCACAAUUACCAAGUGUUCCCGGACCGCCGCUCGGUGGAAAAACAGACAAUACGGGGCAUCAGCUGGACUCCACUGCCAGAGGCUCUGAAUUCAAAGGACACUAUAAAGCAGUUUCUCUCAGAUCGCGUGGUGAAGGCAGCCAGAUCAGUGUAUAGUGUCAUGAUUGAGAAGAACCCUGGUCUGAUCCGAGAUAGAAAGCAUCACCUCAAAACAUACAGGCAAUGUUGCUCCGGUAAGGACCUUGUUGACUGGCUGAUGACCCAAAAUGAAGGCCUCCAAUCAAGAAGUCAGGCAGUGGGAAUAUGGCAGGUCUUAGUGGAUGAGGGAAUACUUCUCCAUGUGAAACAUGAGUUGAAUUUCCUCGACAAGGACACACAGUUCUAUCGCUUCCAAGACUCCCAGUUUGGACUUAACCACAUAUUGAAUGAGAAGGAUUCAGAGGAUGAACUACAGGAAGCUCUGUCUCUGCUGUCUCAGCUUGGUCCUGAUGCUCUGCUCACUAUGAUUCUACGUAAAUGCCCCAGUCAGAGGAGUCCCGAGGACUUGGAGGUUAUCUACGAGGAGCUGCUCCACGUCAAAGCUGCCGCUCAUCUCUCCUCUUCAGUGCGUAAGGAGCUGGCAGCAGUGCUGGUCUUUGAAUCACAUGCCAAAGCUGGAACAGUCUUGUUCAGUCAGGGGGAUAAAGGAACCUCUUGGUACAUCAUCUGGAAAGGCUCUGUAAAUGUGAUCACACACGGGAAGGGUCUGGUGACUACUCUACAUGAAGGUGAGGAUUUUGGGCAACUAGCUUUGCUAAAUGAGCAACCUCGAGCCGCCACCAUCAUCUUGCGAGAGGACAAUUGUCAUUUCCUUCGUGUUGAUAAACAGGACUUCAUAAGGAUCCUCAAGGACGUGGAGGCUAAUACAGUGCGACUGGAAGAGCACGGGAAGACUGUGCUGGUGUUGGAAAAGAGUGCAGACUCGACUGAACAAGGAGGAGCAGGGAACAGCAGCAAGUACACAGUUAUGUCAGGAUCACCUGAGAAAAUCUUGGAACACCUACUGGAAACAAUAAAGUUGGAGUCUAAUGGAAAUGAUGCUAUAGAUUCUUGUGUGAGUGACUUCCUGCUCACACACAAAGUCUUCAUGCCCUCCAGCCAGCUCUGUCCUGCACUACAGCACCAUUACCAGGCACAGCUUGCUGAGGGCUCAGAGCAGGAGAAGACUGCCUAUGUUCUCAACAUUAAACAGAAAGUAGUAAAGUUGGUUGGCCAGUGGGUGGCACUGUUUGGCCUUCACCUGAAAGAAGACCCUAUUGCCUUGGACUUUCUGGAGAGAUUAAAGAAAGAUAUGGCAGCGAAUUCACAACUGUUCAACGUGCUGAAGGACUUCAGAGAAAGGAAGAGGACAAAAGUGUUGGAGAAUGGCUAUCAGUCACUGAGCAGGAACCACCAGUUUGAUUGGUUUUCAAACUUUGAGGAGUCAGUGGGGAGGGUUCAACCAAUCAGAGCACAUGAUAAAGUGUUGUAUGAGAUCUACAGGCCAGACAACAAAGCUCUCACUCCGAUGCUGCCGGUGAAUACAUCUGUACAGGAGAUAAUGUCAGCAUUAGGAAAAGCUGGAGAAGAUCAUGUCCUCAUCAAAAUGAACUCCACAGGAGAAAGAGCUCAGCUGAAGCUGGAUGCUACUGCGGUCUACACCGCCCUGGGACUCAACGAGAGACUGUUCAUCUGCACAAUCAGCGAAGUGGAACAACUGACACCUCUAAAGGAGCAGCAGGGUCCAGAGCAAGGAACCGCUGACGUCCUUGAACAGAUGUCUUCUAAAGACAUUGCCAGUGAGCUCACCAAUUAUGACUGGGAGUUGUUCACUGCCAUGCACGAGGUGGAGCUGGUCUACUACAUUUUUGGGCGCCACAAAUUCCCUGGAGCCAUCACGGCUAACCUAGAGCGGUUUGUGCGUCGCUUUAAUGAGGUGCAGCACUGGGUACUGACUGAGCUGUGCCUAUGUGAAGACCUCAUGAAACGUGCUAUGCUGCUCAAGAAGUUUAUCAAGAUCGCUUCAGUAUUAAAGGAGCAGAAGAAUCUAAAUUCAUUCUUUGCUGUGAUGUUUGGCUUAAGCAACAGUGCAAUUCAGAGGCUUUACAAGACCUGGGAGAGAAUACCCAGCAAGACAAAAAGGAUUUACUGUUCUCUUGAGAGACUCAUGGACCCUUCACGCAACCACAGGGCGUACAGACUGGCUAUAGCUAAACUCAGUCCUCCUUACAUUCCCUUCAUGCCUCUGCUGCUGAAAGACAUGACAUUUAUCCAUGAGGGAAACGCAAACUACGUAGACAAACUGGUCAAUUUUGAGAAAAUGCGAAUGCUUGCCAAAACAGUGAAAAUCGUUCGAGGAUGCAGAAGCCAACCUUAUGUGCCUUCAUCUCCACAGAGAGGCCUGGCAGAUCGUAUGUUUCUGGAAGGCGCUGCUACUCGCUUGUCUACAUAUUCAGAUCACGCCUUUCCUCUGCGAACUUCCACAAACAUCCGGCACUAUAUCCAAAACCUGAAGGUGAUUGACAACCAGCGCAAGCUGACGCAGCUAUCGAGAACAAUCGAUUGCUAGGACAUAUGACUGAAAAUGUGCAAGGACUGUGAAACUGAAGCAAAAUCACAGCUGAAAAAUGAACUCUGUAUAACGGAAUAAAACCUCCAAACUCUUCUCAAUUAGAGGUGGGAACUGGACCUAUGGAGAUGUAGCAUCCCAUGGAAAUUCAUUGUUACUUAAGGAGUUUGGACAUUACUGGAGAAGCUUUCUGCACAGCAAAACAUUGACAGUGAAAAUGGGCUCUGUGCACAGAAAUGAGCUCCAGUGGCCCUGACUCUGUGUUGACAGGACUUGUGGUUAUUCAGAAAGCCUUAUGUCACACUGGUGUCUAAAUAUUUCAAGUGAUCCCUUCAAAAGGAAAUGUUACAACAUGAUGUACAGUGAAGUAUUCUUGUCUUUGGUGUCAAAAUUCAUUUUGUGAAGUUUUUUUUAUACUGCUGUCUGUGGAAGAAUCACAUUGUUUAUUCCACAAAACUGCCAUAAGAACACAGACCUGUGCCACAAUUAACCACUUUAGGUCAGUGCACAAGUGUUUUCACAUUAAAUAUAUUGUAUCAGAUCAUGUUUGGCACUAACUGACAUGCAUAAUUUCGUAUAUUGUUUUCUAAAUAAAUUAUUUUCCCACUAA